Molecule: messenger RNA, 2582 nt
Organism: Cuscuta campestris
Lineage: Eukaryota; Viridiplantae; Streptophyta; Magnoliopsida; Solanales; Convolvulaceae
Source: the annotation of a GenBank genome assembly
ACGUUACUCGUAGUUUUUCUCCAUCUCUCUUCCCCCUUUACCCUAGGGUUAAAGCCAAAUCUCGAUUCCGCUUCUACGAUGAUGCAACCAGGCAGCAUGGUCCCUUCACCGAUGCCUCCCAUGUCUGCAGAUCCGUCCCAGCAGCAGCAGUACCAACAACCACCUCAGCCCUGGAUGCUGCAUCCGCCGCAGCCGCCUAUGCAGCCACAGCAUCCGGCCGCCUGGGCGCAACAGCCGCCGCCGGUGUCACAUCCCAUGCUCGCUCCUUAUCAAACCCAUCCAUCGCAACAGUAUUCCGGUGCAUAUACAGGCACAUCCCCAGCCGCUUCGUCCAGCCCCAAUGAAGUUAAGUCUCUAUGGAUCGGUGACUUGCAGUAUUGGAUGGACGAGAGCUAUCUUAGUGGAUGCUUUUCUCAUACUGCAGAGAUUGCAUCCGUGAAGGUCAUUCGCAACAAAUUCACUGCUCAACCUGAGGGUUAUGGAUUUAUUGAGUUCAGGAGCCGUGCCGCAGCUGAGGCUAUCUUGCAAACGUAUAAUGGAACAUUGAUGCCAAGUACAUCAGACAAGUAUUUCAGAAUGAAUUGGGCAACACUUGGAGCUGGUGAAAGACGGGAUAACACACCUGAACAUACAAUUUUUGUGGGUGAUUUGUCUGCGGAUGUGAAUGAUUACUUGCUACAAGAAACAUUUAAAGCUGUCUACCCAUCGGUGAAAGGUGCUAAGGUUGUUACUGAUAAGAACACGGGAUGCUCAAAGGGUUAUGGAUUUGUCAAAUUUGCGGAUGAGAGCGAACAACUUCGAGCCCUCACUGAGAUGAAUGGAGUGCUGUGCUCAACAAGGCCCAUGCGUGUUGGCCCUGCUAAUAAACAGCCGGUUGGUGCGCCGCAGAAAGGAAACAAAGAGGCUCUCGUAUAUGGGGGCCUGGAACUGAUUUCAGCUGAAAUGAUUACCAUUUAGUGCGUGGCAUCAUUUUAGGUCAGUUAAUUUGCUUAUGCCGUAAGCUUCCUUCAAUUUUUUGUGGCAUUUCUUAUGCUACACUAAGUUACUUUCCAGUUCGUUUUGAAUUCAGCACCCGACAAAUUUAUUUUCUGGAUUGCCAAGCAUUAAAUUUCCGUAUAUUUCUUUUCCAGUUCCUAUCAAUCCUAAAGUAUCACUUUUCCCUUUCAUUUUUCAUUUUAUGGGGUGAUUCGUUUCCUCCAGUUAAACAUUGCUGCUGCAAGCUGCUCACAUUUCCAUUUUUGUUGUUUCUAAGUUUCAGCUCAUGAGUCAUACUAAGUUAAUUUUUCUUCAUUGGUCAUUAGGAUUAAGGAGGGUGUACAUAUCUAGUUGUGUUCAAUUUUUACAUUUUUUUUAGAGAGAAGUGCUAAUCUAUUACUCGUAUAUAUCUUGUGUCCCCGUUGUUGUAUAUAUUGGAUUCAAUUGAUUGUGUUAGGAAUUUCGUUAUUUGUCUAGACUUGCAGAGCUAAUGGUGAAAGGAGGUAAAUUGAAUUGAUGAACACUGCAUGGUAGAGUUGUAAGCAUGUAUUGUUACGGGAUGCAGUUAUGCACGCCAAUCACUAGAAAGCUAACCCGUUGAUAUGUGGUUCAAGCUUGGUUGUUCUUUCUGUUAUGAUAAUCUUUGCCCUACUUCUGCCAUUUCUUUUGAUGUCAGAGAGUAUUGAAAUAUCAUUGUUGAUUUACAUUUUUAAUUGCUUUUUUGUUGCUUUGCCCCGAUCUUAUUCUUCUCAUAUGAGUAUCAUGAUUUUACUAUUUUAGAUGUGUGCAAUGUUUGCUGUGCUUUUGGUUGUUAAAAUUGCAAUUUGUAGUUCUAUCAUGGCAUUGCAUGCUUGUUAUUUCUUUUUUGUGCACAUGAUGUGGGUUGUUUUAAGAUUUCAUUGAGGAACACAAUUUGUUAAUCCUGUUUACCUCAUCCUUGUAUUUCUCCUCUUGCUCAUUGCAGCUACAUAUCUAAACCCACCUGCAAGUCAAGGCGAGAGUGACCCUAAUAAUACAACAAUAUUUGUUGGUGGUUUGGACCCCAAUGUUACUGAGGAGCUUUUGGGGCAAUUUUUUUCUCAGCAUGGUGAAGUAGUUCAUAUAAAAAUAGUUUCUGGAAAGCGUUGUGGCUUUGUUCAAUUUGCUACUAGGGCUUCUGCAGAACAGGCUCUGUCAAAUUUGCAGGGCACACAGAUAGGGGACCAUAGCAUUCGGCUUUCAUGGGGACGCAGUCCCUCCAACAAGCAGUCAUCAGAUCAGACAAAAUGGGGCAGUUCGUAUUAUGGAUAUGGACAAGGAUAUGAGGCUUACGGAUAUGCCCCUCCCCCUCAAACUCAGGACCCUAAUAUGUUCUAUGGUAGUUAUCCGGGAUAUACAGCCAACUAUCAACAGCCACGUCAGUGAGAUGAUCCCAGUUAAUUAAUCGGUCAUGGCCUUGGGAUGAGCUUUCCAGUUAGGUCUACUACUGGGUGUUGUUCUGCCCUCUUAUGUUCUCUCCCUUCCCUUUUUUUUUCUUUUAAUAAUAAAAUUGUUGUGUUAUGCGCUGUACUUGAUUUUGCUACGGAGUAUGUUCUAUUAAAGUUUGUCAUUAAAGUUUAUGUCAUUAA